AUGGCAUCUUUACAACAACAACAACACCAACAACCCCUCAAAGUUAAAUAUGGUCCACCUCAUCAUAUUAAACGUCGACCAUAUCAUCCAAUACUUGAAUCAUUAGAAUUUCAAUCUAAUCAACAAUUAAUUCAAGAAUAUUCUUCUGAUAUUAUUAAUACUUUAUCUCAUUUAGAAUCACUUACAUUAAUUAAUCCGGCCAUGAUUGAUUUACAACCAGAAAUUCAAUGGUUUAUGCGACCAUUUUUAUUAGAUUUUUUAAUUGAAUUACAUUCAUCAUUUAAAUUACAACCAACAACAUUAUUUUUAUGUCUUAAUAUUAUUGAUAGAUAUUGUGCUAAAAGAAUUGUUUUUAAACGUCAUUAUCAAUUAGUUGGUUGUACUGCUUUAUGGAUUGCUAGUAAAUAUGAAGAUAAAAAACUGCGUGUACCAACUUUAAAAGAAUUAACUAUAAUGUGUCGUAAUGCUUAUGAUGAAGAAAUGUUUGUUCAAAUGGAAAUGCAUAUUUUAAGUACUUUAGAUUGGUCAAUUGGUCAUCCAACUUUAGAAGAUUGUCUACAAUUAGCCAUCGAUCUGAAUAAUUUUUCAAACAACAAUGCUACUACCACUACCACUACUAAUCGAAAAUCAAGUAUAUCAUCAGCUGUAACUGCUGUGGCUAGAUUUCUUUGUGAAUUAUCUUUAUAUGAUAAAUAUUUUUUAUCGGUAUCUCCAUCAUUAAUUGCUAUUACAGCUAAUUUAUUAAGUUGUUCAAUGUUACAAAUUCCUCAUGCUUCAAUAACUUUAAAAAAUUUAAUUGAACAAGAAAUUAUUAAUCCUCAAAAAAUACAAAUACAAAGACAAAAGCAACAAAAACAACAACAACGACAAGAACAACAAAAAAAAGCAAAAGUUACUCCAAAUUAUAUUCAUCAUAAUCAAUUGGAUGCAAGACAUUCCAGUAUUGAUGAAGAUAUAGAUUUAGAUAGUGAGGAAGAUGAUGAAGAUGACGAUUAUAUUGAUGAAUUUUAUGAAACAAAUUAUUAUAAUAAUAAUAAUGAUGAUACUAAUAUAACUACUUUUGAUGAAGAUAUAAAUAAUUCCACCAAUAUCAUUAAUGAUGAAAAUCAACCACCAAAAAUUCAUACCCCAUUUUUAAGUGGAUUAGAUGAAGAUUCAAUAUUAUCAAUUAAAAAAAUAUGUUUAAUGUUGAUUAUUCAAUUAAGUAAAGUUACUGAAGUAUUAUCGAAAAAAUAUGAAAAUUUAGGAGUUAUUCAAGUUAUUAAUAAUUUCCAUUCAAAUUAUAAAUUUAUAAUUCAAUCAAUUUAUGAAAAUCAAGAAUUAUUAUUAAAUUCUUUAAUUAAUGAUACCAAUACUAACAAUGGUAAUGUUAAUGAAAUUGAUUAUAAAUUGAUUCAAUCAAGUGAAAUAUUGUUACAAUUUCCUAAAUUUGAUGAAUAUCUUACUGAAGAUGAAGAUGAAAAUGUUUCCACUGAUGAUGAAGAUGAUACAAAUGAAUCUCAAGGUUAUAAUGACAAUACUACUAAUAAUAAUAAUCAAUUAUUUACUCCUAAAUCUCCAAAUGUUUUUUCAUCAAAUUCAUCAUUAACUUUAAACAAUAAUAAUCAACAUCCUCAAUUUCAAUCAAUGGUUCCAAUAACUCCACCUUCAGCAACUUCACAAUAUUCAUUAUUUUCUAAUAAAAAUAAUCGAAUUCAUGAAUCUACUAGUGGAUUAAAUUCUACUUGUAAUACUCCAACUCAUAUUUCAAUUAAUUCAUUUGCUCCUCCUCAACCACCACCAGGAUCAAUAUUAAAACCAAAAUUAACUUCAACUAAUAAUAAUAAUAAUAACAAUAAUAAUAAUAAUAAUAGUACUAAUAAUAGUUCUAGUAAUUUAAAAAUUAAAAAAUUGACUAUUAAUAAUAAUUCUAGUAAUAUUAGUAUUAAACAAGAGAAAAGAUAUAGUCAUAUUAGUAUUGGUAGUAAUAAUAGUAAUAAUAGUACUAGUAAUAUUAGUAAUAUUAGUAAUAUUAGUAAAUAUGAUGGAUUUUCACCAAUUAAAUCAAUAUCAACUAAUGGAUCAUUUACUAAUAUAACUACUUCAUCUUCAUCACCAUUAAUGAAUCAAUAUCAUCAACAACAACAACAACAACAAAUGAAUCAAUCAUCAAUUUAUCAACAACAUAAUUAUCAUUAA
Messenger RNA from Candida dubliniensis CD36, 2178 nucleotides. It is a transcript of the gene CCN1, whose product is annotated as Ccn1p. The transcript has a single exon. Gene Ontology annotation, molecular function: cyclin-dependent protein serine/threonine kinase regulator activity. Gene Ontology annotation, biological process: regulation of cyclin-dependent protein serine/threonine kinase activity; regulation of G1/S transition of mitotic cell cycle; mitotic cell cycle phase transition. Bases 1 to 2178 code for a protein of 725 amino acids. Gene Ontology annotation, cellular component: centrosome; cytoplasm; nucleus. The record is from RefSeq and is a predicted model, not a curated record. NCBI's taxonomy places the organism in Eukaryota, Fungi, Ascomycota, Pichiomycetes, Serinales, Debaryomycetaceae.